Molecule: messenger RNA, 5625 nt
Organism: Boleophthalmus pectinirostris (great blue-spotted mudskipper)
Lineage: Eukaryota; Metazoa; Chordata; Actinopteri; Gobiiformes; Gobiidae
Gene: ahrra
Product: aryl-hydrocarbon receptor repressor a
Exons: 9
Coding region: 312-2312 (666 amino acids)
Biological process (GO): regulation of transcription by RNA polymerase II
Cellular component (GO): nucleus; aryl hydrocarbon receptor complex
Molecular function (GO): transcription cis-regulatory region binding; nuclear receptor activity; protein dimerization activity
Source: RefSeq, a predicted model, not a curated record
AUGUCAUUCAGAGGAAUCCACCACCUGAAACGCGAGGAAGUGAAGAAGGCGACUCAAUUGGGUAUAAAGCAUCAGAAGCCCACAUCUGCCCCUCGCACUUCACAGCUGAUCAAAACAAACGCGCAUGCAGACACCGGACCUGUUAUUUGAUUUCUACUGGAUUUAUCCUUUGGCACAGUCCACUCAGUGCAUCCUCGGACACGCGGCUCUUUUUUUAAGUGAAUGACUCCUCAUACAGCUCUAUACUGGAAUUAACUCACAGUAACCCUGCGUUUGGCGCACCUGUUACCUCCACGGAGCGCCGAACCAUCAUGAUCCCUCCUGGAGACUGCAUGUACGCGGGCAGGAAGCGGAGGAAGCCCAUCCAAAAACAGAAGCCUUCGUCUGCCAAUGAGAAGACCAAUCCUUCGAAGAGACACAGGGACAGGCUGAACGCAGAGCUGGACCGCCUGGCCAACCUGCUCCCCUUCCCCCCGGACGUCAUCUCCAAACUGGACAAACUCUCCGUGCUCCGGCUGGCUGUGUCCUACCUCCGCGUCAAGAGCUUCUUCCAAGCAAACCAAGACAAGAGCUCCAGAAAGCACGCGAUCCACACCAACCAUGAACCCAGGAAAGACAGCUCCCCCAUGGGCUCCAUUGUGAACGAGAGCAGCCUCCUCCUGGAAUCUCUCACCGGGUUUGCUUUGGUGGUGAGCAGUGAUGGCAUGGUCUUCUAUGCCUCCUCAACCAUCGUCGACUAUCUGGGAUUUCAUCAGACUGACGUGAUGCACCAGAAUGUUUUCGACUACAUCCACAUUGACGACAGACAGGAGUUCAGACGACAGCUGCACUGGGCCAUGUGUCCUCCAGCUCACCAGGGGGCGCAGUCAAACCAGGACAACCCACUGCCAACCACCACUGGUGAGGAGUACGUGGUGAGUAGCCUGUUCCACUCUCCGGAGGCGGGGGGCAUACCUGCAGAAAUGUCCCCCUUUCUCAACAGAUGUUUCAUAGCUAGGGUCCGAUGUCUUCUGGACAGCACCUCUGGCUUUCUGACCAUGCAGUUCCAGGGUCGCCUGAAGUUCCUCCACGGACAGAAGAAGAAGUCGGGGUCCGGCGCUCUCUUGCCCCCCCAGCUGGCUCUGUUCUGCAUUGCGGUGCCUCUGCUGCUGCCCUCCAUCACCGAGAUGAAGAUGAAAAACAUGUUACUGAGAGGCAAGACCAAGGGAGGGGGCUUCUCUGGACUGGAGCAUGGUGAGCGCGGGGAGAACCUCAGAAGACACCCAUACUCUGGUGGGAUGGGUGACAUUUCCGACCCCCUGCUCCUCCCGUGCCCCACCCCGGGACCCACCCAACGGAGCCACCACACCCCCUGGACCCCCCUCUCCAAGGACAACCUCAAAUACCGUCCCGAUGGAUACUACAACCAGGAAGAGCCGCUAAACUACUGCAAAUCCUCUAUGGGUCAUCAUCAAAAAGGGGCGUGGCCUCUGAGAUCUUCCGGUCCAGUCAGAGGAGGUGUCGGCUACAUCCCUCCCAAUCGCUUGAAGGGCGGCCAUUUUGGAAAACCAUACCGCUAUUCUCCCAGUUGCCAUAACAAUCGAGGUGGCGAAGUUUUCGUCUCCAAGCUCUACGGUAACGUCCAAAUCCCGUCUGAUCCCGAUGCGUAUUGCGUGGAUUUAGUGAAAAGCGAAAACGGCUACGGCGAAUGCUACGAUGGUCACAUGAUGCCAGAGAUGCCGCCAAUCAAAGUCGAGCACGAUUCGGAUUCAGAGAACGGUUGCGACGUCUACGGGCGACCUUACGAAAACUACGACCGGCGCUAUAACAACAGCGGGAUCUACGACCAUAGCAAUCUCCAGCUCAAAUCCGAAGCCGACUAUUACGACCCCCAAUACUCGCCGUGCCAGAGGACGAAGGCGGGGAUCAGUCCACCGUAUAACCAUAGCAACAACUACCAAAACUACGCCGUGAACAACCGCCUGGCGAAAUGCAACAAGGAAAUGUCCGAUAGCCAUUUCAGCCCCCACAGACUUCCCUAUAAUAAUGACUCUCUAUGCAACAAUCAGUCUGUUAACCUCAUGGACAACAACGCCUACCAAUCUACUCAGGACAAUCACAAGCAGUACAUGGACUACAACGGCAAGCACAACAACACCUACGAGUUCAAAGGUCACGGUUUGAUUCACUCGAUCAAGCGGGAGCCCAUGGAUUCUCCCCCCUGGUCCGAAAAUGAGAUGACCCAGGCCAUGAUGGUGGGGCAGAGGAAUCAUUUGCCUUGUGUAAUGAGUACAGGGCAACACAAAGCUACCCCCUAUGUGUACAUGCCCUAAAGAAACUUCACAAAAGCAGUACCCUCUUUUUACACACAAACGCACUGAUCAGGCAAAAUGGUAUGACUACGAACGACUGAAGUCAAAAGUGCACUAUGUAACUUUUUGUCAUGUCAUUGCUCUGCCUGGAAUGUUCCACAGUAUGACAUUAAACCGUUCUACUUUACAUUUAUGGCAUUACAUUCAGUUACAAGUGGUUUCACUGCUCAGAAGAAUCUAGAAAAACAGGCAUUCUGACUGUGGGGUUGCCUCUCCAGAGAUCUGACUGUAACUUUGUCUGGUUCGGUCUCCAUGAAGAUAGAAAGAUUUAAUGCCAAACUGUGAAACAUUCCAGACAAAGCAAUAACAUUUCCAUGGAGAAAAGCAUUUGGCGGAUCCUCCACAAGAAAAGUUACACACUGCACCUUUAAGUAUAGGAUGUUAGACUGUGAGCAAGUUUUUACGUGUUUGAAGUAGGCAAAAAAUUGGUAAGAAUUUAAGUUUAAAAUUGAUAUAUUCAGACAAGACAGAUUCUUUUUAAAAGCUUAAAGGUACACUGCAUAACUUUACUGGUAGAGGGUCCACCACCUGCUUGUACAGAGAUGUUAUUGCUUUGGAUUGGAAUGUUCUGCUACAGUAUGGCGUAUUUAUCUUCAUGGAGAAGUCACCAGGCCAAGUUACAGGUCAGAUCCGUGCAGAGAUGACCCCAGUGACAGUAGGAAUGCAUGUUUCUGUGAUAUUUUACUACUGAAAGAAAUAAAUGCUGGAUAGAUGUUUAAUGCCAUACUGUGUAACAUUCCAGGCAAAGCAGUAUCACGAAGACAAGCAAGUGACAGACCAGAAAAGUUCCAAGUGCACCUUUAGUCUCUAGUUCAAUUAGAAACAAAUACGUGCUCACACAGGAAUAUUGAGAAACCUGAAAGCUGAAAACUGCAGCUUGUGACUGAAGAUGAAAUAUCUCAUAUAUACCUUAAUUAUUCAGAGUGAACUUUUUAACUUGAUGCAGCUGAAAUUUAUGCUGCAUUUCAGUCUAAUUUCAAAAUUGCCUAAGCCACAGUGUUAAUUUUGAUUCUAGAUGAACCGUAUAUUUCUAUGUGUUAUACUUCAGUCGUACAGGUAGGGUCCAUAAGCAUAGUAGGAGUUUCUUUAGUCCUGUCAGAACUGAAGAACUUAAAUGGAUAACUAACCCUUCUUUCACCAUACAUUUCUGAUCUGGAUUAGUUAAAGGUGCAUUGUGUAACUUUUCUGGUGGAGAGUCACCUGCUUGUUUCUAUGGAGAUGUCAUUGCUCUGCCUGGAGUGUUUCACAGUUUGUCAUUAAACAGCUCAACCUUACAUUUAUUCAAUUACAAGUGAUUUUAUUGCUCAAAAAUACCUAGAAAAACACAAACAAAGGCAUUCUGAUCAUGAGCAGUGCUGCCUCUCCACAGAUCUGACCUGUAACUUGGUCUGUUUUGGCCUCCAUGAAGAUAAAAUGUUUAAUGCCAUACUGUGAAACAUUCCAGACAAAGAAGUAACAUUUGCAUGGAGAAAAGCAUAAAAGAAAAGUUACACAAUGCACCUUUAACUGACUUGUCAGUCAGCUUCAUCAGAACUUGGGGUGGUUGAGACAAGAAUCUAGACUAUUUGAACAAAAAAUUACUAUUAGCUGGCUAAACUAACCAGAACUUUACGAAAAUGCAGGUUUUGGAGGAUUGCUAAGUCAGUAAUGGUCAAUAUCUAUUACAAGGAUUGGUCAAUUACUUUAAAUUACCAAUAGCAUCGUAUGGGACCGUAUGGAACUGCAGAUUAGCCAGGUGGUCAUAUUGUUUUGCCUGAUACGUGUAUGUAUGCAUUAUUGUGUUGUUAUAGUUGUCACACCAGCUUUAUCUAAGACAAUCAAGUCAAUUCUCUUCACUUCAGAGGAAGAGAAUCAGGCUCAGGUUCUUGUUUUCGUGUUGUGACAAUCUGAAAAUACAAUUUAAAAUCCUGUUAUGGAUCGAUGAUGUUUUUAAAGAGUACAUUUUGUAGUUGUCUCCAAGCACUUUUUGGAUUUUAGUGAUAAUGAGGCAAAAUAAUGUCUAGAAACACGAUUCUGUUUUGUUACAUGUGUUGUGCACAUCUGGAUCUUUGAAGAAUUUGCUGUAAAAAUACUUAUUUGACAAUAUAAAUAAGAGGAGACAUAAAACUACAGAGGGCCUGUUCUAGCUCUGAGUAUUGUGUCCAAGAAUUUAAGCCCAAUUAAUUCCACUUUACUUCUUCAUUUAAUCCUGUACAAUAUUACAUACAAUAAAACAGGUUUGUAGUUACAACUUGACAACAUAAAAAGAUAACUGCAAGAUUAUAACUACAAAUACUGUGUAAUCUGGUACUAAUUUACCAAAAUACAUAAACUCUACACGCCAAUAAUAUUUAAUACAGAUGGGGACAGCUAAAAUUAAUAUUGAGAAUUCGAGAAUUUACAAAGUACAAUGUAAUCAAUAGAUACUUUGCAGUGACAUCAAGCUGGGGGGGUUCAGCAUGUAUGUAUAUGGCGGUAUGUAUAGUCUGAAACUCAAGAAGAAAUACUAAAUGGAUUUAAACAACACAUUUUCAGAAGUCUGUGAUCAAUACGAGUGCUCAAGAUCCUCUUUAGGAGUUUCAAGUAAGUCUAAAGUCUAAGUCUAAAGUCUAAAUCGAGCUUUAGACAGAGCAGAGCCUACAGUUAGCAUCACACAAACAGGGAAUGUUUAUGACAUCAGCUGCAAAGUAUCAAUAGGAAAAAUCGCCUCUUGCCCCCAUCUGAGAGUCUGAAAUCAUCACAUUGUAGAACUGAAAACCCACAAAUUCUAAAUAGAGAAGUGUAAAAUACAUCCAGUCCUCUGCACUAUGUCAGAUUUGGCAUUCGGACUUGAUGCAGGCCUUUGUAUAUUUGAUAUCGUCUUCUCCAGAAACAUCAAAACUUUCACAAUCAGUAUUUUUGCACAAAUCAAAUAAAUGCACCAAAUUGACUCAGUAAAGGUGAAGCAUUUGUAGUUAAAUUGCACUACUCAUUUGAAGUUCAGUCCAGACACGCACAACUCUCUGUCUUUCUAUCUUUGUGUGUUCAUUUGGAUAAACAUGUUUGCUGAUUUGUAUUUAUUGUAAAGUGUAUAAUUUAAACUAACUACAGUUUGAAGGCUUUCUGUUACAUAAUGAGUUAAAUACUUUGCUUUUUUCUCGACAUCUUUUUGAUAUUUGUUUUAAAAAAGGACAGUUUGUCUCAAGGAGGCGGUAGCUGCAAGGUAGCGCACACAGUGUACAUAAGCAGUGUCUUCCAAUGUUUCUAUGUGUUUUUGCAAAUGGACUUGUCUAUUAAAACAUUUCUUUACAUGGAA